Messenger RNA from Nicotiana attenuata, 1701 nucleotides. RefSeq lists its product as uncharacterized. The transcript has 3 exons. Gene Ontology annotation, molecular function: nucleic acid binding; RNA-DNA hybrid ribonuclease activity. The coding region runs from base 1 to 1701 and encodes 566 amino acids. Lineage: Eukaryota; Viridiplantae; Streptophyta; Magnoliopsida; Solanales; Solanaceae. The record is from RefSeq and is a predicted model, not a curated record.
AUGUCGGGAAAUAAACCCCACCCGCCAAUUGAGGCCAUCAGACCCAAAUAUCGUAGAGGUCUGCAAGGCGACCAUAGAAGACCUCGACCCAGUCCUGCUAAACGACGCCGACAACACAAAGAAGGCUUACAUCGGGCACAAACUCUCAGAGCCAGAUAUGCCAGGAUCCCGAAGGACAUCGCCACUCAUAGGCUGAACAUCGACCCACUCUACCCGCCGGUACGACAGAUAAGGAGAAAAUUCAAUGCCGCAAUCAUUGAAGCGGUUAGCGAAGAGGUAGAUAAAUUACUCACCAACGAUUCCAUCAGAGAAUCAAAGUAUCCCCAAUGGGUCGCCAAUAUGGUCAUGAUAAAAAAGAAGAACGGGAAAUGGCGAAUGUGUGUAGACUUCACCGAUCUGAACAAAGCAUGCCCGAAAGAUUCCUUCCUGCUACCCUAUAUCGACCAACUGAUUGAUGCGACAGCAGGGCACGAAUUGCUGAGUUUUUUAGACGCCUACUCCGGUUACAACCAAAUACUAAUGGCCGAAGAAGAUCAGGAAAAAAUGACUUUCAUCACUCACCAAGGAACUUAUUGCUAUAAAGUGAUGUCGUUCGGACUCAAGAAUGCGGGGGCCACUUACCAGAGGUUAGUCACCGAAAUGUUCAAAGAACAGCUCGGCAAAACAACGGAGGUCUAUAUCGACGAUAUGCUGGUAAAGUCGGCAAAGAAGGAGGACUACAUUAGCCAUCUAAAAGAAGCCUUCGAGAUAUUGAGGCGGUAUGGGAUGAAGUUAAACCCGGAAAAGUGCGCCUUCGGCGUGGCCUCAGGGAAAUUCUUAGGCUUUCUCGUGUCGCAACGGGGAAUCGAAGUCAACCCAGAUCAAAUCAAAGCCAUCGACACAAUACAUAAGGUGCUGACCAGCAAAAAACAGGUACAGAAGCUAACAGGGCGAAUUGUCGCCCUGUCGAGAUUCAUUUCACGAUCCUCGGACAGAUGUCACAAGUUCUUCAACGUAUUAAGAAAAUACCACGAGCUGCAAUGGAACGAGGAAUGCAUCGACGCCCUGAGGAAGCUAAAAACGUACAUGUCCUCACCACCACUACUCGUCAAAGCAGACCCAGGUGAGUGCCUACUCGUAUAUUUGGCAGUAUCCAAAGUCGCUGUCAAUGAGUCUUGGUCCGCAAAAACAAAGAGACUACAGAGGUAUCAGUCGAAAAUCCGUAAACUAGUGCCGGAGUUUGACGAAUGCCACCUCGACCAGAUCCCCAAGGCACAAAACAUGGAAGCAGAUGGCCUCGCCAAAUUAGCUGCGGCCACCAAAAAUAUUAACAAGGAAAGCGUGAUCACCCUCCUUCACUCAGCCAUAGACCACAUCGAGAUACUUUAUCUAAACCUAACUUGGGACUGGCGAAACCGCAUUGUGUCCUAUUUACCGGAUGGAAUACUCCCGCAAGACAAGAAAGAGGCCAAGAAACUCCGGGUGCAGGCGGCUCGAUACAGCCUGGUAAAUCAUGACCUCUACAAAAGUACAUUUGGCGGGCCCCUAGCCAAAUGUCUUGGACCGCACCAAACUAGGCAAGUACUGGAGGAAGUACACGAGGGUCACUGCGGCGCCCAUACAGGGAAUCGCGCCCUCGUUCGAUAUCUCAUUCGCGCCGGCUAUUACUGGCCUACUAUGAAAAAAGAAGCCGCGGACUACGUCCGGAGAUACGAGCAAUGA